AUGGCGCCAACGGAGAAGCGAUCCUGCCGCGGAUCAGGGGAAACAACGGGUUCGCCUCACGCCGCCCGCCACCCCAGCCCUUGCACGGAGCACCUCCAUGAUACGCUGGAGGAGGUGGAGGUAGGCGAACUCGACCCCCAUGGCCAGCCGGCGCGCAUGGUCACCGAUCCUGGUCAGGUUGCCUGGCAUGCUCUGGACCUCAAGUUCCCACGGGAGCAGAGCGAAUCAGACUGGAGCGACUGGAGCGAGGGCGAUGGCCGAGUGAUUGAAGGGGAGGAGAAAGAUUGCCCAGGGAAUGAAGUAGUCGAUAGCGAUGAUGAUGACGACAACUGCAAUGGCCAACUCGUUUACAAGGACAAAAAACCAAACACGAAGAUAAUCUGCCCAGGAAAGCUCUAUCCUGAGAGCGAAGCAGAGGAAAUUGAGCAGGAAUGGAUUGAGAGGUACUGCAAGCAGAUGGGAGAAUACUCGAAACUGUUUGAUGACAUUCUGGCCCGGGAGCACCACGACGAUUCUACUACUUUGCCUCCUUUUCCUAUGAAACUGCUCCCUCCCACAACAUCUCUAUGCUUCAUGGAGGGGUACUGCUACCACAGUGUUUACAAGACCCAUGAUACUUCUACCACUCCAUCAACUCUUGGAUAUCGCACACCACAACAGAUGCUACAGUUCUUUUCAAUGAGGUUACCAAGCUCUGGGCUCUCCUAUCCCAUUAGUGUGUAUGGAAUACUUGCUGUUCGCGAUGACUUGGACCAGCGACGGAAUUACCUCUUUAACUGUCCUAGAGAUACUGCUGUAGAGAUUGUGAAUCAGGAAUCCUUUGACUUGCCUCUUUGUAGCCCGUGUCGAGGAAUAUAUGUACUGGACGAGGCACUACUAGAAGUUGAUCUCUGGGUAAAGAAGGAGGGGAAUGGAUCAGCUGACAAGCAUAUACUUUCUGCAUAUGCUGAGAUUGAAGUCCGUGCAAAUUUUGAUAUUAUGCUGGGUGGUCGGAUUCCUGGUGUUGAUUGCAACUUGGACCUGAAAUACAUGAUCAUUGCACGAAGUAUUGAGGCGGUAGUACAAGUCUAUGCAGAGGUUGACCAUCCUCAUCACGUGAAGUUCACUGCUUUAAGCACUGGCUAUGACGAUGAGAUUGUGCUGUUUGAUGACAAGAUAUCUGGGAGUGUGAAACUGUUCCAACAUAUUGUCGCGGUUAAGAGAAAUGAAAAUUUGGAUGUUCUUCUAAGAGUCGAUGAAUCGCUGUUUCAGUGGACUUUUCAUGAUGAGUAUGUUGGACCCGUCAGUUCUCCCGAUGACUCAAUCCUUCAGUAUGGCCAGUUUUUUGUGAGGGUGCUUUUUGCUCCAAAGAACUCUGCAUGA
Molecule: messenger RNA, 1362 nt
Organism: Triticum turgidum subsp. durum (durum wheat)
Lineage: Eukaryota; Viridiplantae; Streptophyta; Magnoliopsida; Poales; Poaceae
Source: the annotation of a GenBank genome assembly